This is a messenger RNA of Bubalus bubalis (water buffalo), 952 nucleotides long. It is a transcript of the gene ATRAID, whose product is annotated as all-trans retinoic acid induced differentiation factor. Gene Ontology annotation, cellular component: intracellular membrane-bounded organelle. The transcript has 7 exons. Gene Ontology annotation, biological process: positive regulation of osteoblast differentiation. Lineage: Eukaryota; Metazoa; Chordata; Mammalia; Artiodactyla; Bovidae. The coding region runs from base 33 to 722 and encodes 229 amino acids. The record is from RefSeq and is a predicted model, not a curated record.
CGAUCAGUGGAGAAGGUCGGAAGGAGCGAAAAAUGGCCCCUUGCGGGCUCUGCAGUCCUUUGAGCUUGGUUCCCUGGGCUGCAGCCCUGCUCUUCGUUCUGAGCGUGGGAAGGGCUUUGGCGCUACCCGAGAUAUGCACCCAGUGUCCAGGGAGUGUGCAAAAUUUGUCAGAAGUGGCUCUUUAUUGUAAAAGGACACCAGAGCUAACGCUGCGAGCCCGCUGCUGCCUGAAUGGGGAAGGCACCAUCCUGGGGCUGGAUCUCCAGAACUGCUCUCUGAAGGACCCUGUUCCAAACUUUCCUCAAGCACAUACUGCUAUCAUCAUAGACCUUCAGGCAAACCCCCUCCAGGGUGACUUGGUCAACACCUUCCAUGGCUUUACUCAGCUCCAGACUCUGAUACUGCCACAAGAUGUCAACUGUCCUGGAGGUAUUAAUGCCUGGGAUACUAUCACUUUUUAUAUAAACAACCAAAGCUGCGAAGGACAAAGGAAUAUUUGCAACACCACUGAGGACCCAGAAAUAUGUCCUGAGAAUGGAUCUUGUGUACCUGAUGGUCCAGGUCUCUUGCAGUGUGUCUGUGCUGAUGGCUUCCAUGGCUACAAGUGUAUGCGCCAGGGCUCCUUCCCAUUGUUCAUGUUCUUUGGUAUUCUGGGAUCCACCACCUUAUCCAUCUCCAUCCUCCUUUGGGGGACUCAACGCCGAAAAGCCAAGGCUUCAUGAACCACAAAGGUCUUCCUACUUACCUAAAGAUCAUCCCCAUCUUAGCCCAGUCAGGGAGAUUUGCUUCCUAGACAUCAAUCAUCAGCGGAUCCUCCCAAGGCAGAGGCCUCCGAUAGAAGGAAGAUGGAAAUUUGCACAACCCUAGUGUGUUGUAGACAUCCAGUCCGGGAGUGGACUAGUACCAGUUCACAUUUGUGCUGUUGACCAUAAUAAACAGUUUUUCUUUUUUU